Calidris pugnax (ruff) is the source of this 2181-nucleotide messenger RNA. It is a transcript of the gene MPL, whose product is annotated as MPL proto-oncogene, thrombopoietin receptor. Gene Ontology annotation, molecular function: protein binding; cytokine receptor activity. The coding region runs from base 75 to 2063 and encodes 662 amino acids. NCBI's taxonomy places the organism in Eukaryota, Metazoa, Chordata, Aves, Charadriiformes, Scolopacidae. Gene Ontology annotation, cellular component: external side of plasma membrane. The record is from RefSeq and is a predicted model, not a curated record. Gene Ontology annotation, biological process: cytokine-mediated signaling pathway; hemopoiesis; positive regulation of cell population proliferation. The transcript is spliced from 11 exons.
GGAGCCGCUGCAGCUCCCAGGGUGCCGGGAAGAGCUGAGCAGGGCACGCGCGGCCCCGGCACAGGGGUGGCAGGAUGGCAGCCUGCCUGCACCAGGGCUGGCUGCCCUCACUGCUCCCUGCCAUCCUGCUCAGCUUCCACAGCCCGACGUCAGCCUCCGAGCCAGUGACAUCCCAAGAUGCUGCACUGCUGGCAGGGGUGCCCGAGAACAUCCUCUGCUUCUCCCGCUCCUUUGAGGACCUCACCUGCUUCUGGGAUGAGGAGGAGGAGGAAGAGGCGAGCAGGACGUGCCACUUCUACUACUGGUACAGCAGGGACAUGCCCAGGGCAUGCACGGUUUCCACAUGGCGCCGUGGGGCUGGUGGGACACGGCACGCCUGCAUCUUCCCCAGCCAGGACGUGCGGCUCUUCACCCAGCUCCACCUCCAUGUCCUGGACAUCACCACAAACCAGACCAAGUACCAGCGGGAGCUCAGCGUGGAUACAGUGGGGCUCAUCGCCCCCCCGGUGAACAUCACGGCCCACUGGGCUGGGGCUGUGGGGCAGCUCUACGUGUCCUGGCAGCCGCCACUCGCCGACUACCCAAACUUCUUCCUCUACGAGGUGCGGUGCUGCCCUGCCAGCCCCCCGGAGAUGCCCUGCAGCACUGCACUGGACCACAGCGGGCAGCAUCCCGGGGACCCCUACAUCCAGCCAGAAGUCAGCACCCACACACCCACGGCCGGGACAGCUGCAGCCCCCCCGGGAGCGGGGCAGGGGCUCGUCCAGGCCAACACCUGGGUGGUCAUCCGAGACCUGCAGCCAGGGGUGAGGUACCACAUCCAGGUGCGCAGCAAGCCUGACGGCACCUCCAUGGAUGGCUUCUGGGGACCCUGGUCACAGGCAGUGGCUGCAGAGACACCCCGUUCCUCUGGUGAGCAGCCAUGCCCACCACCAAGGUGCUGGCAGGCACAGCGGGGAGGUACCCACGCCUGGGGCUGUGAGGGGUGGGGGUCCUGGAGUAGGCAAGGUGCAGCACCCAGGUUUUGGGGAGCCAGGGGAAGCAGCCCCCUCCCUGCCCUGGCUCUGACCUGCCCAGGAGACAUCGGGCUGUCCUGCAGCACCCCUGACCUGCGGCACUUGCACUGUGAGUGGAGCUGGGACCCUGCAGAGACCCACAGCUCCCACCAGCUCUUCUACCAGCUUUUUCCGAGUGGGGCUGGCACAAGGGAAGAUGCAUGGCAGCAAUGCUUGGAGGUAAGUGUGGGGGUGCAGGGCACCUACACCUGCACCUUCCAGCCCAGGGCUGGCAGUGCCAUCUCCAUCCUGGUAAACGUCACCCGACCCCACACGCCACCCACGCUCAGCUACUUCAAGGAGCCCUUCUGGCUACACCAGGCUGUGCUCACAGACGCCCCACAGCUUGUGCAGGCGACGGUGUCACAGGGCCGGCUGACCCUGCAGUGGCUGCCACCCCUGGAGGCACUGGCAGAGCAGCUGGACUACCAAGUCCGCUAUGCUGUGGAGAACAGCCAUGACUGGAAGGUCCUGCAGGUCCCGCGGGCAGCCAGGAAAGAAGUCCUGGACCUACGGCCAGGUGCCCGCUACCAUGCCCAGGUGCGGGCCCAGCCCAGCGGGCCGUGGUACCAGGGCAGCUGGAGCGCCUGGUCCGAACCUGUUGUGGCUGAUGCCAUGGCCGAUGGGGGCUGGAUCAUCCCCAGUGUUAUGGUGGUGCCGCUGCUCUUCACAGGGGUGCUCCUGGGGCUGCGGUGCACCUUCCCCUCCCUCUACAGCAACGUGAAGCAGAAGCUCUGGCCCCCCGUCCCCGACCUGCACCGCGCCCUGGGCAGCUUCCUCCAUGAGAGCAGCAAGCACGGCCAGGCCAACGCCUUCUACAAGCAGCCGCCGGAGGAGGAGGAGGCCGUCCUGCCCUGCCUGCUGGAGGUGCUCCCCGGCCCGCGGGGCGGGGAGACGGGCCCACCGCCCCCGCCGCCGCAGCCCGCUGCCGGCCGCCUGCCCAGCACCGACAUCGCCAACCAGUCCUACCUGCUCAUGAGCGGCUGGGAGCCGCGCGGGCCGCCCUGAGCCGUCUCCCCCCCCCCCUUCUGACCCCCCCCAACAUAAACGAAACGCGAAACCACCCGGCUCCAGCCUCCUCCCUCCUUCGCGGUGUCCCGGUCCCGGCCCCCGGUCCCGCAGGGAA